GCAGGAGAGGAAGUGGGUCGAGCGAAGCGGGUUGGGCCGCGAGCGAGGAUGGAGCCGUGUCCGCGCGCCGCUUUUCCCCGCCAUGGUGUCUGACGCUCCGGGGCUCAUGCCGCACGCGCUUCCCGCUAGACGGACGAUGUGACUGUGGAGUCGAUGCCCGUCGCGAGCUAGCAGGCUGUCGGCUUGGUGAGCUCUGCGGCGGGGACGAGCUCGGGCACGGAGCUCCGCCGAUUCGCUGCAUUUCCACGCAGAGUCGAGAGAGAGAGGAGGAUGAUGAUGAUGAAGAGGCCUUAGAUCUCCGUUCGGGAGCGGUGUGCGCUGUCAGACAUGGCGUCCCAACUCCAGGGCUUCUCCUCUCCCUCCGUAUCGUCCAGUGGCUAUUCCCGUUCAAAGCGGCUGAAGGUGGAGAACCCCGCCUGGGAGGUGUCCAAUCAGCUGCCAGAUAACGCCUACUACCAGCACAGCCCGUCCCAAGGGGCCGCCCCCUCCACCUCCGGCUCCUGCUUCAUCCCGCUGUACAACUCCAUCCAGGUCCCUCCACCCGCCGCUAGCUCUCGAGAGCAGACGGUGGUGCGGGCCGCCGACAGCACCGGCAGCCUCCACGCACCGCCCUCCUCCUCAUCGUCCUCUUCCUCCUCCAGCCGCAACCCCAAGGAUGCAGAGUCCUCUCAGGCCUGCGACCUUCCCCCGAAGCAGUACAGCUUGAAGAGGAAGAGCGAGGAGGUGGACAGCAGCGACAGCGUCCAGAUACUGGAGGAGCUCUCGGCACCCGUGGUCUCGAACCGCGCGGGCGGCGGCGGCGGCACCACCACCGCUCAGUCCAUAGCACACUCCACCUCCACCACCAAGAGCAGCAACUCCCACAGCGAGGGCGACUACCAGCUGGUGCAGCACGAGAUCCUGUGCUCCAUGUCCAACAGCUACGAGGUGCUGGAGUUUCUGGGGCGCGGCACCUUCGGGCAGGUGGCCAAAUGCUGGAAGAGGGGCACGAAUGAGAUCGUGGCCAUAAAAAUCUUGAAGAACCACCCUUCGUAUGCUCGACAAGGCCAAAUUGAGGUGAGCAUCCUCAGCCGUCUGAGCACGGAGAACGCCGACGAGUUCAACUUUGUCCGCUCGUACGAGUGUUUCCAGCACAAGAACCACACGUGCCUUGUGUUCGAGAUGCUGGAGCAGAACCUCUAUGACUUCCUGAAGCACAGCAAGUUCAGCCCGCUGCUGCUGAAGUGCAUCCGGCCCAUCUUGCAGCAGGUGGCCACGGCUCUGAUGAAGCUGAAGAGUCUGGGGCUGAUCCACGCGGACCUGAAGCCCGAGAACAUCAUGCUGGUGGACCCUCUGCGGCAGCCUUACAGGGUCAAGGUUAUUGAUUUUGGCUCUGCCAGCCACGUCUCCAAAGCCGUUUGCUCCACUUACCUGCAGUCGCGGUAUUACAGGGCUCCAGAGAUCAUUCUGGGUCUUCCCUUCUGUGAAGCUAUUGACAUGUGGUCCUUGGGAUGCGUCAUUGCAGAGCUGUUUCUGGGAUGGCCUCUUUAUCCGGGGGCCUCAGAGUAUGAUCAGAUUCGCUACAUUUCUCAGACUCAAGGCCUUCCGGCAGAGUACCUGCUGAGCGCCGGAACCAAGACGAGCCGCUUCUUCAACAGGGGCCCCGACUCAAGCUACCCUCUCUGGAAACUAAAAACACCUGCAGAGCACGAGGCAGAGAUGGGCAUCAAGUCGAAGGAGGCUAGAAAGUACAUCUUUAACUGCCUGGAUGAUAUGAUGCAGGUCAACAUGACAACCCUGGAGGGCAGCGACAUCCUGGCCGAGAAGGCCGACCGCCGCGAGUUCAUAGACCUGCUGAAGAAGAUGCUGACCCUGGACGCGGACAAGAGAAUCACGCCCAUGAAGACGCUGAACCACCCCUUCGUUACCAUGACGCACCUGCUGCACUUCCCCCACAGCUCGCAUGUCAAGUCCUGCUUCCAAAAUAUGGACAUUUGCAAGCGCAGGUGCAGCGCCUUCGAGAACGGCAAAAACAUGUUUGCCGGCAACAGCACGCCCAGCGCAGCCGCCAACCUCACCGUCACGUUCAGCAGCCAGCUCAACCAACACAACCAGAUGGCCUCCACAGGAGGUCAGUCCCUGUCCCUGAGCAGCAAUGUGCCGCUGCUGAACUACCAACCCGGCCUCUACCAGCAGGCCACCAUCAACAUCCCGGGCCUGACCCAGCAGGGCGUUCCUCUGCAGACCCGGCCAACCCAGCUGUGUACUCAGACCGAGCCCUUCCAGCAGACUCUCAUCGUUUGCCCACCGACCAUACAAGGCCUUCAAACUGCCAACAAGCCGUCUGGCUAUCCAGUGAGGAUGGACAACUCGGUACCACUAGUCCCUCAGAACCAGUCCUCCCAGUCUCUUCAUAUCCAGCCCAGCAUGCUGACACAGCAGGGCUGGCCUGCAGGAACCCAGCAGAUCCUCAUCCCCUCCACAUGGCAGCAGAUGCCGGGCAUUUCCAUCCACAACCCGGGGCAGGCGGGGGUCCUCACCGACUCACCUGUGGGGGCGCCAUUAUCUGAAAGCCAGCAGGCUUCGGGGUGGAGGGGUCGUCACGGUAACCAGUUUGAUGGGCAGCAGGAGUCUGGGGUCAGCUGUCACACCGUCACCCAGUACCACAGCUCAGGGACUGGUCACACCAGACCCCAGGUGGGGAAAAGGCCGAAGGCUCGUCAUGCUGAGAGCAGAGCCAGGCCGGUGUCUUCCGUCCAUUCGGGCUCCAGCGUGGUCCACAGCACUUCUUUUCCUGGAGACCAGUCUCAGCCCAUCAUCAUCUCUGACACGCCCAGUCCUGCAGUCAGCAUCAUCACCAUCCACAGCGACUCUGAGGAUGACGAGGAGACGAAGGCCUCCACCACCUGCUCUGGCACGAGUCAGAGGACCAACGUGAUCAGCUGUGUGACCGUGCACGACUCCCAUGACUCGGACUCGUCCAACAGCAGCCCGCUGAGCCCCAAAACCGCCACACAGCCCAGCAAGUCUCUGGCUGUCAUCAUGCCCUCUGUGAAGGCUCAGCCUGCAGAGAACGCUGCGCUCAAGGCGGCAGCAGCGGCGGCGGCAGCUCCAGAUCAAGCCGCUGGGGCUUCUGGGAAACCAAAGAAGGCCUCCGCUCAGGCCUCUGCGCGGCCAGGAGACGCCGCCAGCGACUGGCCCCAUCGAGGCGCAUCCAGCAGAUCUCAGCCGCUCAACCUGAGUCAGCCGUCUGUAAUGCCGUCCCCCCAAAACCAACCAGGAAGCAGCAGCUCUCUGAGACGCCAGCCCACCUACCCGCCGGCCUCCUCCCACUCAUCCUACCGCCUCCACGAAAGCUCCGCCUUCUUCGGCUCAACCCCAAACCUGUAUGCCUACCCGGCCUCUGCCGCUCUGGCCUCUGUGUCCCAGGCUGUCGACCAAAUGCAGGGCUGCCCGUCCCACCAUAGCCGGGUGGGCGGAGCUUACUCCUCCCUCGCCCUGCUGCAGAAAAGCACUAGUUUAACCCUCCCAGGGUCCGUUCCAGCCCAGUACACCAUCCAGCAGCAGCAGCAGCAGCACCCGCUGGGGGUCCCGGCUUCCCAACGCUCCAGUGCCGCCUACCAGAGAAAACUCAACCAGUUUCCGUACCAGUGAAACGGCGCCGUUCCCACAGCAACUUCAGGUGAGCACAAGGUCCUCUUAGGCGGCGGCGAAACGGCUUUUCACCCUGAGAGAUUGUCCACUUCCAGAACACAAACGGGACAUUUGAAUCGCCCCGACACUUCCUCCAGCUCUGCGGCGAUGGCGGAGACGCCGAACGGUGGUUUUAACGACACUGCUGGUUAAAGCGGAUUCAACAUCACACCUGACACACAACAGAAACAUCAACACAACCUCAAGGUUGAAACUUUCUGCUUUUAGUGAAAAACAAAA
Messenger RNA from Oryzias latipes (Japanese medaka), 3912 nucleotides. RefSeq names its product homeodomain interacting protein kinase 1a (gene hipk1a). Lineage: Eukaryota; Metazoa; Chordata; Actinopteri; Beloniformes; Adrianichthyidae. The record is from RefSeq and is a predicted model, not a curated record. Gene Ontology annotation, cellular component: nucleus; cytoplasm; PML body. Gene Ontology annotation, molecular function: protein serine/threonine kinase activity; ATP binding; protein tyrosine kinase activity. Gene Ontology annotation, biological process: peptidyl-threonine phosphorylation; intrinsic apoptotic signaling pathway in response to DNA damage by p53 class mediator; peptidyl-serine phosphorylation.